Messenger RNA from Octodon degus (degu), 3512 nucleotides. RefSeq names its product T-box 4 (gene Tbx4). Gene Ontology annotation, biological process: angiogenesis; positive regulation of DNA-templated transcription; cell fate specification. Gene Ontology annotation, molecular function: RNA polymerase II cis-regulatory region sequence-specific DNA binding; DNA-binding transcription factor activity, RNA polymerase II-specific. The coding region runs from base 416 to 2056 and encodes 546 amino acids. Gene Ontology annotation, cellular component: nucleus. The transcript is spliced from 9 exons. Lineage: Eukaryota; Metazoa; Chordata; Mammalia; Rodentia; Octodontidae. The record is from RefSeq and is a predicted model, not a curated record.
CGCCCCCGCCUCGCCACACCCGCCCUCAUGCGCGGGGGUCCUUGGUUUGCAAGGGUUGGGCUGCAAUCCGCUUGUGGCCCAAGGUGGGUGUCAGGACGCCUUGUCCCGGCGGGAACGCUGUUCCCGCUGGCUGUGGCCGAGGACGCCAGGCUGUCAGGCUUAUCUUUAUGGGCUUUUCCCAGCCCCAGCGGGCCCUGGCCCCUUUUUAUCUCCUGCUUGCACUUGGCUUGUUUACUUUGUCGGGCCCUGGGAGCCCGACUCUAAACCCAGGAUGAGCAGGCUGGGGCGAUCCAGGGAGAAUGGAGAGAUCAAGAGAAAGAGGAGACCCUGAGCCACAAGGCAGACAAGCAGUCAGACACACAGAAAGCCCACCUGACCUUGGCCAAAUCCAGACUGUGGACAACUGGGGGAGGAGAUGCUGCAGGACAAGGGCCUGUCGGAGAACGAGGUGGCCUUCCGGGCCCCGGGCCCAGGGCUAGGCGAAGGCAGCUCCGCCACCGCCCCCGAGCCCACGCUGGCAGCGCCCGGCCUCAGCGGAGCCGCGCUCGGUAGCCCCCCGGGUCCGGGCCCUGACGUCGCCGCCGCCGUGGAGCAGACGAUCGAGAACAUCAAGGUGGGGCUGCACGAGAAGGAGCUUUGGAAGAAGUUCCAUGAGGCGGGCACCGAGAUGAUCAUCACCAAGGCGGGCAGGAGGAUGUUCCCAAGUUACAAGGUGAAAGUCACAGGCAUGAACCCAAAGACCAAGUACAUCUUGCUGAUUGACAUUGUCCCUGCGGAUGACCAUCGCUACAAGUUCUGCGACAACAAAUGGAUGGUGGCAGGCAAGGCCGAGCCAGCCAUGCCAGGAAGGCUGUAUGUGCACCCGGAUUCUCCAGCCACAGGGGCCCACUGGAUGCGGCAGCUGGUCUCUUUUCAGAAGCUGAAACUGACAAACAACCACCUGGACCCUUUUGGCCAUAUCAUCCUGAAUUCCAUGCACAAGUACCAGCCACGGCUCCACAUCGUUAAAGCUGAUGAGAACAACGCCUUUGGCUCCAAAAACACAGCCUUCUGCACUCAUGUGUUCCCAGAGACCUCCUUCAUCUCUGUGACCUCCUACCAGAACCACAAGAUCACGCAGCUGAAAAUCGAGAACAAUCCUUUUGCCAAGGGAUUCCGGGGCAGCGAUGACAGUGACCUGCGUGUGGCGCGGCUGCAGAGCAAAGAGUAUCCAGUGAUUUCCAAAAGCAUCAUGAGGCAGAGGCUCGUCUCCAGCCAGCUCUCGGCCAAGCCCGACGUCAGCCCCCUGCAUGGGGCCCACCAGGCCUUGCAGCACUACCAGUAUGAAAAUGGGGCCCACAUGCAGUUCACUGCAGCCGAGCCACAGGACCUGGGCCUCAACACCUUCCCGCCCCAGAGGGACUCCAGCCUCUUCUACCACUGCCUGAAGAGACGAGCAGACAGCGCCCGCCACCUGGAGCUACCCUGCAAGCGGUCCUACCUGGAAGCCCCCUCUUCCGUGGCAGACGAGCACUACUUCCGUUCUCCCCCUCCCUACGACCAACAGAUGCUGAGCCCCUCCUACUGCAGCGAGGUGACGCCCAGAGAAGCCUGCAUGUACUCGGGUUCGGCGCCCGAGAUUGCCGGGGUGUCUGCCGUGGACGACUUGCCCCCGCCCCCGCUGAGCUGUAACAUGUGGACGUCCGUCUCGCCGUACACCGGCUACAGCGUUCAGACCAUGGAGACUGUGCCUUACCAGCCCUUCCCCACACACUUCACGGCCACCACUAUGAUGCCCCGGCUGCCCACCAUCUCGGCUCAGAGCUCCCAGCCUCCGGGGAACGCCCACUUCAGUGUCUACAAUCAGCUGUCACAAUCUCAGGUGCGGGAGCGGGGUCCCACGGCCUCCUUCCCGAGAGAGCGCGGGCUCCCCCCGGGCUGCGAGAGGAAGCCGCCCUCUCCACACCUGAACGCUGCCAAUGAAUUUCUCUACUCCCAGAGCUUCUCCUUGACCCGAGAGUCUUCCUUACAGUAUCAUUCAGGAAUGGGGACUGUGGAGAACUGGACUGACGGAUGACUGCCACCUCGCCCGCACAGCCCCUGUCAAUCAGUGUUAACCUCCAUGGGUGGCCCGCACUACCAAGAGACCCAGGAAGGUAUUUCAAAGGGUGUACGUGUGCCAACGUAUGUGUGUUUAUAUGUGUGCGUGUGCGCGUGUGUAUGUGCUUGUUCAUAUAUGUAGGGAGAACGUCUAUCUUCUGACAAAUAGCUGAGGCCAGCACAAGAGAAGAGAAACACCAAUUAUCUGAGAAGAGAUUUUGGCUGCAGGGCCCGGGACCACUGUUACCUGACGUCUCUUGUGCUGCCCAGGUGAGGGGUAGGAGUGGAGGAUUCAUCUGAAUUCUUUAGAGGUUUGCAUAAUACAGUUGGAUUCACCCAGGGGCUGGGAGUUGAGGUCCUUCUCUGUCAGAGAGCUUCUCUCUGACACGUGGGGUUCUGACCUUCGACCGUCAGGGCGAGUGAGGGCCCCUCCUUUGGCUUUUGGAGAGUCCAUGAGACUCCCUGAGCCCCGGAGUGUGCUUUCAGAGUAGAGCUGUCAGCUCCUUGCUGGCCUGGAGGUGGGUCCCUGAGGCUCUGAGGUCUGAGGGGGACUUCCAGAGAGGCUUGUGUACUCCAUGCUGCCUCAUGGGUAUUUAAAAAUAUUUCUUCCUUUUUCUGUCAAGAGUAGGGAAAACCCAACCAGUAGCAUCUCUGUCAUUGUUCAGGGUUUGUGGUAAAGUACAAAACCCUUCCCUCUGGGUCCCCAACAUGCAGCGUCUCUCUGGGGUACACGAUUGGCCGGUCUGGCACUCGGCAUCCCAUGGGCAGCAGCUGUGACACAUACCUCCCCUGGUAGCGCCCUCAGAACCUUAUCAGAGCUGAUGCCCAGCAUCUCUCCUGGGCCUGUUCAGCUCCCAGGAAACCCGUGCCCCUGGAAUGAGACACGCAAAAGAGAACUGAGAACAGUUAAGUUCCUCCAGUAAAUUCAGCCAAUAUGCUCAGAGGAGCAAAGAGAACUUUUCUCCUGGGGGUGACCUCGUAGUUCUCAGCCCUGUUCUCUAGUGCUGGACAUCACCAGCCUGGGUGGCUGGUGUGAACUCUAAAUUAAAUCUGGGAAAUCACUAAACUCUUUGCAUGCCGAAUAGCUAUUUAUAUAUUAUAUAAAUAAAUAAAUGAAUAAAUAUAUAUAUAUCUCACAAAUGCGGGCCACAUGUCAAAUUCAGCUUUGCUUUUUACAAAUGAAUAAACUUAAUAAAAAUGAAUGCUGGUGGGGUAUUUGGGAAGACAUCUAUUUAAAUUUUUAUUACAUGUUUGAUAUGAAAAACUAAGAAUGGUUUAGAUAAAGCGUAUAUAUAUAUAUUAUAUAAACACACACAACAGAUAAAACUUUAUUAGAAGACACAUUAGCUGACAGGUGAUAUGGAACGUCAAGUGUUUUGUUAUAUAGCAUGGACAUUUUAUUUUAUUUUACAUAUUGGAACAUAAAGCCACCU